UUGAUAUACAGUAGAUUAAAAAAAAAAUAUAUAGCAUUAUGAAAUUCAAAAAAAGUUUAAUUAUUCGGCUCAUUGAAAAACGCCAAUUUUUACUCGAAAAAUUGCUCUUUUUUCGGGAGAUUAUGGUUUUAAACUCAGGUAUAGUUAAAAUUCAACACUUUUUUAUGUUUCAGUUCAAUACUAUUAUUUAUUAAUAAAAAUUGAAUUGAUACUGCUUACGGUUACUUAGAUUAUACUGAAAAUUUAUCAGAUUGAAAAGUAAAACUCAAAAAAGUUGUAAAGCGGCACAUUGCGAUUUUUUUUAAUUGUAAGGACAACUGUGAUCUUCCUGAGGCUUUACAUAUACUGUUGCAGUAAAUAUAUAAGGAAAUAAUGAAAUAAUUAAAAAAUACUUUUUUUAAACCACUAUACUUCCCCAGACACACGUGGGUCUACAGUGUCCACUACCAAAAUGCAAAUAGCUUGAUGGCUCGCCACGAACUGUGGGCCAAGGUUGCUGAUUGGUGCCCGAGUUCCUCUCUCCUCCAGGACUACCGAUUUACAGAAACAGACUGGACACCACAGACCCAUGUGUGUCAACGGAGGGAUAAUUAUUUCAAUUAAAUUAAUUAAUUUUAAUUUUAAUUUUAAUUUAAAUGUGUAAAUUGGAUGAUGUUCAGUGUCACACGGUGCGAAGGGCGCGCUUGCGGAGUGUCGUGGCGAAUCGUCUACUUGUUGCUAGCCCACGGACUCCGUCCAUUGUAGUCGCAGAGACACGACGUCGAAAAUUUCUCCACACAAACAUGGAUUGGCAGUACAACGAUGAAUCUCGACAGUAUUUUUCCGCGUAGCCAGCGUAUAUAGUGAAGUUUGUUUACAGAUUGUGUGCACGGUCGUCGCAAAGGGAGGGACUCGGGUCCUCGGGUGUAAAAUAGUGGGCAGUAGGUCUGCCGCCUGACGCACGAUGCGUUACGUCAACGAAGAAGGAUCCUCAUAGAAGUGUAAAGCCCGUAGUGUUACUUUGACAAAGAAUUAACUCGCGGCCGAUUCUUUUGCUGCAUAUUAUUCGCUCUCUCGCCACGAAAAAUUUUCUUCUCCAGAAUUAACCCUUUGUCACAAGUUAUUGGAUUCGAAAAAUCGAAAGAGCUGGACGCCGUGGUGCCGGAACAAAGGAAAUGUUCAAUUUUUUCCACGGAGAGUUUUUACGAUAUCCAUUUUCGAAAAAUAAAGUUUCGCGAUAAAAUAAGAGCUCAAUUGAAAAACAAAAUCGUGUUGUGUGACAGUGGAAUAAGCGUUUUUACUUUAAUUAUCGUCUCGAACCAGAACGUUCGUGCAGCUUAACAAUUCUCACAGUUUUCUGAAUCAAAUAAACAGUAAAAAACCGAUUACGAGCCUUGAAAUAAUGUUAUUGGUUAGAAAGAUUUCAGAAAUUCUGUCAAAUCUCACGAUAUUUUUCCGAUCUCUCGAAUGUUCGAAUUCAUGAAAAGUGGAUUCGAACACAUCACUUGAAAACAUCAGUUGGCACUUGUAAAAAAUUUAUUUUACCUAAAAAUAGAUGCAAGAUUCGUAAUUUCAUACUGAUAUUAUAUUUUCAUCUACAAAUUCCUUAAUUUAGUUGUAUAUUAAUUUAAUUUUAAUUAAUUUUAUAUUAAAUUAAUAGUAAUAAGAUUAAAAUCACAAGAACACUGAAAAUUACGGAAAUUGCGAAACCGCCCUAGAAAAGUUUACUCUUAAGGUGGUUUAGUGUGAAAUGCUCUGCAGGCUGAAUCGCGAGUUCGCAAGCUUCCGAGAAUCAUCGAAGUAAAGUCAAUUUCAAUGGAUGGAGUGAAAACGACAGAAAGGACUGGGAACUUUUCAGCGAGAUCGCCCUCGGCUGACGUCAUUUAUUUAACAGGCAGAAAUCUGAAUUGCCUUCCCGAUAUAAUUUUGCAAAUAUCUAUAAGAAUAACGCACUAAGCGAUUAUCUCUUGUCAAUAGAAGAACCGAUAAAUCCGUUAUCUGAUCGAGCAACCGUCGACAGAAUUAAUCCAUCCCGUUCGAGCGAAGAGCAAGACUACAAAGUUAGUUCUUCGACCGUGCAUGUCGGGAGUGCACCAACAACGAUGAACAACGCCCCAGGAACGAGUCAAUUCGUUCGUGUGCUCAGUGAGUUCAGUCUCACCACAGAACCCGGCGUAAUCCCACUCUCUGAGGCACCGAAAACGACGAAGAAGGGGGAUCGGUCUGUACACGUGAAACCCGUCAAACCUGCUCUUGCGCCCUCACGGGAGAAGUAUAAAUUCCGUCCGGAAUGGCGGAAGCUCCCGGAUAUGAAAAGGUGGUUAACACAAACAAAAGAUCCGUCCAGAGCCUUCUGCAAGUACUGCAAAGUAGAACUUGUCGCCUUGCUGAAUAAUUUACGGAUCCACGCAAAGUCUGACAAGCACAGGAACGCGGCGGAUAAAUACCUACCUGCGAGUCGCAAACGAGCGGUGAAUAAGUCUGAGGCGGUGAGCACGGUCACAAAACAACGAGAAAAACAACACCGACAGCCAGACGAGAGGGAGCAGCCCGCUCCCUCUCGUCUGGCGUACGCCGCGAUGCUCGAAGCGAAUGCUGUUUUUGAUUAUCCGAGUCGACUGCAGAGAAACACGUCCUCGGAAGCGAGCGUGGACGAGAUCGAAAGAACUAAUCAAAUCACGAGUCUCGGGUCGCACUAUUUUGAAUCGUUGGUCAAGGACAUUGGUGACAGUUACUACAGUCUGUUGCUUGACGAAUCUCCGGAUAUUACAGUGAAUAAAAUUCUUGGGAUUGCGAUCAGAUACUACAGUGCGAGCAGCAUGAGAAUCGUCUCCGCGUAUUUGGGCUUGACGAAAAUUGAGGACGCAACUGUCGCAGACAUCGUAGGAGCAAUUAAAAAAAUGCUCCAUCGCGCACAUUUGAAACUAGAAAACCUCCAAGGCAUUGGCCUCGACAACGCUUCGACGAUGGUCGAGAUCAAUUUAAACAUCCAUGGUGUACUAAAGCUCGACGUUCCUCACCUGAAAUUGUUUUCUUGCCUCUGCCAUUCUCUGCAGCUCGCAGUCUCAGAAGCAUCUUUAAAUACUCUGCCGAACAACAUUGAAUUCAUGAUCAGAGAAACGUACAAUUGGUUCGCCCAUUCUUCCACGAGACGCUUGAAGUACUCGGAACUGUACGACGCAAUUAACGGCGAAGAAGAUCCCGUGAAAAUACCGCAAGCUACUGGGAUACGGUGGCUGUCGAUCGAUACCGUAGUCGAAAGGAUUUUAGCACAGUGGCAGAGACUCGAAUGCCAUUUCGAAACAAGUCGAUCGAAGCAUUCUUGUUUGACUGCUGACGUACUAUAUAAGAUAUACCAGGAUAAAAGUUACUUCGUUUAUCUCAAAUUUUUGCAGCCGAUACUGGGCUCGGUACAAGAGACGAGCAGAAAUUUCGAAUCGAAAACAGCUGAUCCGACGAAACUGCUCUCAGACUUGAAAAUGCUCUACGCGAGUAUAGCCAAUAGAGUUGUUCAAUCGACGGCGCUGAUCAGUACUAACGAGCGUAAUAACCGAGGGCAUUUGAAUUUGUCGUCCGCCAUGGCUUCCGCUUUGGACACAGCUUGCAGCGAGCAUGGGAUUCAUGGGGAAGCCAAAGCUAGUCUCAAAUCAAGGUGCGUCUCGUUUCUGGUGAAUCUUAAAAAAGAACUGGAAAAGCGUUUACCCCCAGAUUUCGAAAUGUUGGAAAAAAUGAAUUUGUUCUCCGUAUCGGAGUGUCUGAAAUCAGACAGAAUGCCGAUCACGGACGUGGCUUCAUACUUUGAGAAAAAUAGUGCGCCGUCGACGCUCAGUCGGAUUGAAUCCGAGUGGGACAAACUUCGUGCAAUCAAUUGGAAAGAAACAACGGACACGGAGAAGUUUUGGAUUGAAGUGGUCAAAUAUCGAGACAGCAGUGGAGAACAACAGCCCUUCAAACUUUUGAGCAAUCUUGCAUUCAAGAUUUUGUGCCUCCCCCAUUCUAAUGCACAUGUCGAGAGGAUUUUCAGCCAAAUAGAUCGCAUCAAAUCAGAGUUACCCAAUGAAACGGAUCUUGCACUCUUUGAUAGCGUGUUACACGUUCGGUUCGGUCUGGAAAGAAUAGGGGCUCCUAAUAAGCAUGGAGCUUUCGACAUUUUUGAAUCAACUAUAGCAUUGUGGAACUUUCUAAGAGCCAAAAACUAAGAUUAACCUAGAAAAAAUUUGUGCAACAACUGCUCUCUUAUAAAGUGGCAUUGUCAAAAUAUUACAGUUUUGUAAUUCGCGAUUGCGUGUGAGAUUCAUUUUAUUUCGGUACGAAAUUGAAAGAUUAACUAUAUUUUUUUACGCUAUCACUGUUAUUCGAGCUUGUGUUGUCCUGUCCCGUCUCGUUCGCUCGAACUAAAGAUUUUAAGAGGAUGGAUCAGUCGGUAUAUCGCGACCAUUAGUGCGAGAGAGAUAUUUGCAAAUUUCGAAAUCGAAAUUCUUUGACAAAGUUUGACCGAUUAAAAAAAGGCUCUGU
Molecule: messenger RNA, 4494 nt
Organism: Venturia canescens
Lineage: Eukaryota; Metazoa; Arthropoda; Insecta; Hymenoptera; Ichneumonidae
Exons: 2
Coding region: 2082-4178 (698 amino acids)
Source: RefSeq, a predicted model, not a curated record